AUUUCAAAACUAUUCAGUGCAAUUGUAUCAUGGACUUUUAUUUAGAAAGUCUGUACCGGAAGCCACUUUGAAUCGCGCUGUACUUGACUUCGCUGGGAAUGGGAAUUAGGUAGAGCAGAACAGGUUUGAAAGGCAGAUUGACGCUGUGUCGGGCACACUGAAGACUCUUUUGCUGGAGAAAUAUGCUUUAUUUCGUGGAUUUUAGCCGGAGAAUCCGAGUUUGUGAUUAAAAGCUGUGGAUUUUUUGGUCACAUUUUCAUAUGAGCUCGGCUCGGUGAGAAGCCGGGGGACGGGACUAGAGAAGAAGCUGCUUUUUACCUUGUAAAGAAACGCCAACAAAGAGCAUUCAGGGAAGUAGCUGCUGCCUGGUGAGAUAACGCAAGUUAGUUCAGAAACAAAUAGAAAGUGCGGCGGCAGAUCAAUUCUUCAAUAUGUUUUACAGCAGGCCGCUCCGCACCGUGUUGACUUUGUUGUUUUUUAUUCUCUUCAUAAACAUGGGGAUUUUCGGAGUAAACGGGCAGUACGGCGGCGGGGACCGAGGAAUGUCUGUCCCGGAGCACGGAUUCUGCCAACCGAUCUCCAUUCCGCUGUGUACGGAUAUCGCCUACAACGAGACCAUCAUGCCGAACUUACUGGGUCACACCAACCAGGAGGACGCGGGGCUGGAGGUCCACCAGUUCUACCCGCUGGUGAAAGUGCAGUGCUCCCCGGAUUUAAAGUUCUUCCUCUGCUCCAUGUAUGCGCCAGUAUGCACGGUGCUCGAACAGGCGCUGCCCCCGUGCCGCUCUCUGUGCGAGCGCGCACGGCAGGGCUGCGAGGCGCUCAUGAACAAGUUCGGCUUCCAAUGGCCCGACACCCUCGCCUGCGAGUCUUUCCCGGUGCACGGCGCGGGAGAGCUGUGCGUCGGCCAGAACAUGUCGGACCGCACCGAGUCUGAGGCCCCUGGUCCGUACCCCACCGAGCGCACUCCCUCUGAUCCUAUCAACGGUCAGUUCAGGUGCCCGGCCUCGCUCAGGGUGCCUCCCUAUUUGAACUAUCGCUUCCUCGGGCAGGAGAACUGCGGCGCUCCGUGCGAGCCUAAGAGAUCCCACGGGAUGAUGUACUUCAGCGAGGAGGAGCUCAAAUUCGCGCGAAUAUGGAUCGGGAUCUGGUCUGUGUUGUGCUGUGCGUCCACCUUGUUCACCGUGCUGACGUACCUGGUGGACAUGAAGCGCUUCAGCUACCCAGAGCGGCCCAUCGUCUUCCUGUCUGGCUGCUACUCUAUGGUGUCCAUCGCUUACAUUGCUGGAUUUUUACUGGAGGACAAAGUGGUUUGCAAUGACAGGUUUGAUAAUGACAUCAGGACUGUGGUACAGGGCACUAAAAAGGAGGGCUGCACCAUCCUUUUCAUGAUGCUGUACUUCUUCAGUAUGGCCAGCUCCAUCUGGUGGGUCAUCCUGGCUCUCACCUGGUUCCUGGCAGCAGGAAUGAAAUGGGGCCACGAGGCUAUCGAGGCUAAUUCUCAGUACUUCCACCUGGCAGCCUGGGCCGUGCCCGCCAUCAAGACUAUUACCAUCCUGGCUGUGGGGCAAGUGGAUGGAGACGUGUUGAGUGGGGUCUGCUUCGUAGGAAUCAACAGCGUGGAUGCCCUGCGGGGCUUCGUUCUGGCGCCGCUGUUCGUCUACCUGUUCAUCGGAACCUCCUUCCUCUUGGCGGGCUUCGUGUCCCUGUUUCGCAUCCGGACCAUCAUGAAGCACGACGGCACCAAGACGGAGAAGCUGGAGAAGCUAAUGGUGAGGAUAGGGAUCUUCAGCGUGCUGUACACUGUGCCGGCCACCAUUGUCAUCGCCUGCUACUUCUACGAGCAGGCCUUCAGAGAGCAGUGGGAGAGGACGUGGAUCAGCCAGACGUGUAAGACAUACGCGGUGCCAUGUCCCAUUCAGAACCACCCUAACAUGAGCCCUGACUUCACGGUCUUCAUGAUAAAGUAUCUCAUGACGCUCAUUGUGGGCAUCACCUCUGGAUUUUGGAUCUGGUCUGGGAAGACACUCAACUCCUGGAGGAGGUUUUACACAAGACUGGCCAACAGUAAACAGGGUGAGACCACAGUGUAACGUGGUUUCGCCUCCACCCUCACACAGACUGCUUAGUGACAAACUGAAUGAUAAUCCUCUUUAUUAUGUUCAUUUGAUUUGUCUUUGACCUACAGGAGACACUGUAUGUUUUUUAAUGUACAUAUACAUUUGUGAGAUUUUUGUAAGUAUAUAUUUGUAUUUAAAGAUUUUUAAAAUUCUUUUUAAAAAAAAACAAACAAAAAAAAAACAAUACUUUUUCAUACUUUGGACAUAAUGGGAUUGUACUUAACCAUCACAAAUAGCCAGCUGACCAUCAAAGAGCCUGAGGUCUCAUGACCUGACUCACUGUGGACACCAGUGGGAGCGUUUCACAUUGGGUUUUUUGCGUCUUUGAAUCAGUGAACUGCCUGUGAGCGCCGGCUCUAUUCUAAGCACAGUCCCGUGAAACCCAAGUGCUUCCUCGUGGCUGCCUCUUAUCCUUGAUUAACUGGCUGCAGCUUGCGUCUGUUGUACAGUGGAGCAGCAGUCGCCCUGGUCUGGAGGGGAAAUGUCAGCAGUCUGGGACAAGAGACGGGGCACAGGUUGUGAAUGUGAGUCAUUGUGACAGAUGGUCGUGGCCUGUAGCUCCGGCCCUUACAGUUAUUACAUUCCUUUCCAAAUAAAGCACACCUAGGAGCAUACCAGUGUUAUUACAUGUUUUUAUUCCUGAACAUUUUAUUUUAUUGAUUUCUAGAAACAUAUUUUCAGUAAAAUAUGUCCAUCAUGAGCUGAGCUUUAUUGUGUUUAAAUUGUUUUAUUGUUGUGUUACAUUGAAAAGACCCUUCAGUAUAACACAACAAUAAUAACUUUGACCAAAAUGAAAGCAGAUCCAUUUAGAUUAAUUUACUGUGAAACCAGGGGAAGAAAAACAUUUUCAAAAUAUAAAAAAUUAUAGUGUUAAAAAUGCAUAGCUGUGAUGUAAGUGAUUCUAAAACAUGCAAACACUUGUAUGCUCCUCAACAGUGAUUCAAAGCAGCAUCAGCCUGGUCGGUUUGUAUUUUAACAACUCAAACUACCCCUGCAGCCAGUUUCUAGUUCACUACAUACAAAGCUGGAAAAUGUACAAGCAGAAGACGUGUGUGUGUGUGUGUGUGUGUGUGUGUGUGUGUGUGUGUGAGCGAGAGAGAGCACAUUUUAAA
Molecule: messenger RNA, 3232 nt
Organism: Seriola aureovittata
Lineage: Eukaryota; Metazoa; Chordata; Actinopteri; Carangiformes; Carangidae
Gene: fzd1
Product: frizzled class receptor 1
Exons: 1
Coding region: 432-2093 (553 amino acids)
Biological process (GO): non-canonical Wnt signaling pathway; canonical Wnt signaling pathway
Cellular component (GO): plasma membrane
Molecular function (GO): Wnt-protein binding; Wnt receptor activity
Source: RefSeq, a predicted model, not a curated record